UUGGUUCGUCGGUUGGCCGCUCGGUAGGUGCGAACGGAGCUGCCUGAGGGGAGCAACGCUGUGGCGCGCGGGGAGGCUGGGCGGUCACCCCCUUCCCCGGCCGACGGAUAAGCGCUCCCCCAUCAGAGAAGAUGAUUGAGGAAAGUGGAAAAAGGAGGAGGACAAUGGCAGAAAAGAGACAGCUGUUCAUGGAAAUGAGGGCCCAGAAUUUUGAUGUCAUCCGACUUUCAACAUAUCGGACUGCUUGUAAACUGAGAUUUGUGCAAAAAAGAUGUAAUCUUCACCUUGUGGAUAUUUGGAACAUGAUCGAAGCCUUCCGAGACAAUGGCCUUAAUACCCUGGAUCACAACACAGAGAUAAAUGUUUCUCGAUUGGAAACAAUAAUUUCAUCCAUCUACUACCAGCUGAAUAAACGCCUUCCUUCUACUCACCAGAUCAGUGUGGAGCAAUCCAUCAGCCUUCUUCUUAACUUCAUGAUAGCAGCAUAUGACAGGCUAGGCCAUGGGAAGUUGACGGUAUUUUCCAUAAAAGCCAUGUUGGCAACCAUGUGUGGUGGGAAAAUUCUGGACAAGUUAAGAUAUAUUUUCUCUCAAAUGUCUGAUUCCAAUGGCUUGAUGAUAUUUUCAAAGUUUGACCAGUUUCUGCGAGAGGUUCUGAAACUUCCUACUGCUGUUUUUGAAGGACCUUCCUUUGGCUACACAGAAAACUCUGUGCGGACGUGUUUCCCACAGCAGAAAAAGAUCAUGCUAAACAUGUUCUUAGACACAUUAAUGGCUGACCCACCACCCCAGUGCCUUGUAUGGCUACCUCUCAUGCACAGACUUGCGCACGUAGAAAAUGUCUUCCAUCCAGUGGAAUGUUCUUACUGCCGGUGUGAGAGCAUGAUGGGCUUCCGGUACCGAUGCCAGCAGUGCCACAACUACCAGCUCUGUCAAAAUUGUUUUUGGCGUGGCCACGCAAACGGCCCUCACAGCAACCAGCAUCAGAUGAAGGAGCAUUCCUCUUGGAAAUCGCCUGCCAAGAAGCUGAGCCAUGCCAUUAGUAAAUCUCUUGGUUGUGUACCCACUAGAGAACCUCCUCACCCUGUAUAUCCGGAACAGCCAGAGAAGCCCCUUGACCUUGCCCAUAUAGUCCCUCCUCGGCUCCUCGCUAACAUGAAUGAUGCCAUGGUUACCCACAUGUCUUCUGGAGCCCCCACACCAACAAAAAGGUUGCAGUGCAGCUUGGCCGUCCCUGGUCGGCUCAGCGAUGAGCAUGCCCUGAUAGCAGCCUACGUGAGCCGGCUACAGAGCGGUACACGUGUCCUCGAUAGCCCCAGCAGACUGGACGAGGAGCACAGGCUAAUUGCCCGGUAUGCUGCCCGGUUGGCUGCUGAAGCUGGAAAUGUGCCACGUCCUCCAACAGAACUCGGGUUCAACUUUGAUGCAAACAAACAGCAAAGGCAGCUGAUAGCAGAACUGGAAAACAAGAACAGAGAAAUACUGCAAGAAAUCCAGCGCCUCCGACUGGAGCAUGAGCAGGCCUCCCAGCCCACACCGGAAAAAGCCCAGCAGAACCCAACAUUGCUGGCAGAACUCCGGCUAUUGCGGCAAAGGAAGGAUGAGCUGGAACAGCGAAUGUCUGCUCUGCAGGAAAGCCGGAGGGAGCUGAUGGUACAACUGGAAGGGCUCAUGAAACUACUCAAGGAAGAGGAGCAAAAGCAGGCAGCCCAGGCUGCAAGUUCUCCACACACCUCCCCCACGCACGGGGCUGGCCGGUCAAUGCCUAUGCCAGUCAGGUCAACAUCUGCAGGCUCCACCCCAACUCACGUACCCCAAGAUUCACUUGCUGGCGUUGGUGGAGAUGUUCAGGAAGCAUUUGCACAAGGAACCCGACGAAACCUUCGUAAUGAUUUGCUGGUAGCAGCUGAUUCAAUUACCAACACAAUGUCAUCUUUGGUGAAGGAGCUUCACUCAGGUGAGGAAGGAGGGGAAGAGGAUGAUGACAAGAUGCAAAAUGGAAAGGACAGAGGUUAACCAGAAGGACCCAGUAUGGCUACUAUUUCAAGUACUGAGGUGUGAGCUCCUGUUUUAAAGACGUCUCUGCAUCCUUCAGCCGAGGCAUGUUCCAGCCGACACAUCCACCAUUGUGAAGCCGUGAAGAUCACAACCAGCAGGGAAGCAGCCUCCUUCUACAGACUGAGUGGCUUUCCUGGGGGAGCGAGGGUGGGGGGGGGCACUUCCUUAGGUUUGCAUGUCCUGUUUCCAUAGGUGUUCCCAUGCUAAUUGGACAGAGCCUCAUCUCAGUCUCCAGGAGAAAUGCCAAGAGCAGCUUCUCAAAAAGCCAAGCCACCCUCCUGUGAAAGGGUCUCAGUUCCCUGCCCAGCAGCCUCAUUGCCACUUCAUCAUGCCACGGGCACUUCCACGUGACCUUUGAUCCCUUGUGUGCACGUUGAAAAAGCAGACUUGCAACCAGCCAAGUUUCAUUAUGCUCAGCACCCUCCAAAUGCUGAGCGCGGACCUUUCUUUAAGCCACUCUCAUGUUCUAAAAAUGCCACUCUCUCUCUCUCUUUCUCUCUCUUGUGUUUUGCUGAAUGUUGGGUUACCUUAGGGCUUUGCAGGUGCAGUGUUGCCGUGUUGCAUAGUGCAGGUAAGGAAUGAGGUCAUGAGAG
Messenger RNA from Heteronotia binoei (common prickly gecko), 2650 nucleotides. It is a transcript of the gene DTNB, whose product is annotated as dystrobrevin beta. Gene Ontology annotation, cellular component: synapse; plasma membrane. The record is from RefSeq and is a predicted model, not a curated record. Gene Ontology annotation, biological process: synaptic signaling. The transcript has 21 exons. The coding region runs from base 132 to 2015 and encodes 627 amino acids. Lineage: Eukaryota; Metazoa; Chordata; Lepidosauria; Squamata; Gekkonidae. Gene Ontology annotation, molecular function: zinc ion binding.